Fusarium odoratissimum NRRL 54006 is the source of this 402-nucleotide messenger RNA. RefSeq lists its product as uncharacterized. NCBI's taxonomy places the organism in Eukaryota, Fungi, Ascomycota, Sordariomycetes, Hypocreales, Nectriaceae. The coding region runs from base 1 to 402 and encodes 133 amino acids. The transcript has 2 exons. The record is from RefSeq and is a predicted model, not a curated record.
AUGUCGACCAAACAAGAGUCUCUCAUCGAGUGGGUCACCAAGCUCAACGACACUCUCUUUAUUCAACCCAACAACGAAAUCGCAAUCAAGGCUAUAGAUGAGCAGGUUGAUCCAAGCCUAGUCACCAAAAUCAAUCACAACGUAUACACCUACGACCAGUUCAAAGGAGCUCUCCCGUACGUUCGCAACACUACUACAGCAGUUCAAGACGAAUUCUCCGAGAUUCUUACAUGGGAGGAUCCAGAGAAAGGGGAUGGUGUGGUGGCGGUUUUGAGUAAAUGGAGAACUAAGCAUAAGGAAACCGGCGAGGAGACAAAGAAGACUAAUGUGAUUCUCUGGGAGGUUAAACUGAUUGAUGGCAAGAGGAAGCUUACCGGACAGACUGAAGUGGAGGUAAACUAG